GGUCGCUGGUUCGAUUCCGGCAGGUCGGAUUUUUUUUCUUUUUUAACCCACUUUUAUAAUUUUAACAUAAUAAAUAAAUUUUUACAAUCAAAUGAUUAAACAUCCGACCUUAGCUCAGUUGGCAGAGCGGAAGACUGUAGUUGUAUGCAGAUAAUCUUGAGGUCGCUGGUUUGAUUCCGGCAGGUCGGAUUUUUUUUUUUAAUUUUUUUUAAAAAUCAAAUCAGAUUUCUCUCUCUUUCUUAGGCGGUUUGGGGGAUUCGGUUUCUUGCAAUUAGGGUUUUCUGAUUCCAAAUCUGCUUAUAAUCUUCCCCAAUUAUCCGAGCUUUACGGAUGUUGAAUUACUGCAAUUGAACUACAACUUAUGCCAAAAAAUCUGCCAUGAAUGAGCUGUUGACAGUCUUGACACCAUUUUGCUGUGGAUUAAUGUCAGUUGGCCUGGUCGAGCUAAGGACAAUAUUUGUACAAUCAUCGUCAUAUGCGCUCAAUUUAGGCAGCUGGUUUGAAUCCAGCAGAUCAUAACGCUGGUCUGAUAACAUAGAAGCCUCACUGUGGGAUCCAACUCAUCCGAGAUAAGAUAUCUGUUGGGGAAAAUCUGUCUUCCACUUAUACUGUAAAAUUACAAGCCAGUGAAUACGCCGAGAUUUUGAAGCCCCAGAAUGGAGAGAGAGGUGGUGGAGGCAGAGUUAGUGCUGCCAACCCACUUGAAGUUCAAGAAGAUUCAGAUGUAUGAGAAGUACCCUAAGGGUCAAUCUAGGGGCAGGCAUUGGAAGCAUCUCAAACAGAUUCUCCAAGCUGAAAAUUACAGCAAUUACCCUCCUGAUGAACCCAAUUAUGUUAAUAUCGAGUCACCACCUUCAAUGCAUCCACCAAAGAGAAUUUGUGAUUUUACAGGAUAUGAGGCACCUUAUUCUGAUCCAAGGACCAAUAUGCGUUAUGCCAAUGCUGAAGUUUUUAAGCAAAUCAGGUCACUUCCCAAUGAUUACGUGCAGCGAUAUCUGGCUCUUAGAAAUGCUGCUGUUGUCCUCAAGUAGUUUAUUGCUUCCCUUCAACGACCUUCUGUUUAGAUACUUGCCAUGUCCUUAGUCCCAUCGUUCAAAUAUGAUGAAGCCACUUUUGUCAGCAAAACUCUGCAUUACUUGAAGAUUAUCCACUAUUCCCUGCAGAACUAUGCGUCACAAAGUAAUACAACUGUAAUCUGUAAUCUGAUUCAAAUCAGGCAGCUGAGGUUGUGCAUCUAACUCUCAAAUACAUGUGACUGCAUUACUAAUUUACUAGUAGUCAGUUGGAUAAUUGGUCUAGACAUGUACAUUUUUGCUGAAUUGCUAUAAUAUUGUAGUUUCAAAGGUUGGUAUUAUAACAGGCUGCGUCCCCAGAUAUUCCAGAAAUCAUUCAGCAGAUGUGAAUAUAUUAGCUUUUUAUGCA
This is a messenger RNA of Chenopodium quinoa (quinoa), 1422 nucleotides long. Its product is annotated as INO80 complex subunit C-like. Gene Ontology annotation, biological process: chromatin remodeling. NCBI's taxonomy places the organism in Eukaryota, Viridiplantae, Streptophyta, Magnoliopsida, Caryophyllales, Amaranthaceae. Gene Ontology annotation, cellular component: Ino80 complex. The transcript has 5 exons. The record is from RefSeq and is a predicted model, not a curated record. The coding region runs from base 657 to 1031 and encodes 124 amino acids.